CCAACAUCGGGUAUUUCCGUCCGUCGUUCUCCUCCGCACACCUCAGGCUCAAGCCGCAGACGUCGCCGUCCUAUCUAUCUUACAUUCGCUUUCACGCAAUCCUAACCCGUCCACGUGUACAAAAUUCCUACACUACUAUCACCAUCACCAUCACUUUCACUUCCUCACUAGUCCCUAGUGACUGGUCCAACGUUCAUCCACGGUUCCACACGUCAACAAAUCCGAACAGCCUUACCCCCACGCUCCAAAUUGCCGUUCAAAACCCACGCUAUUCUCUUCUUUACCAGUAAAUAGGCGCGUGGAUUAGAAGCGAGUCACCUUGUUUUUUUUCCUGUAUUUUACUGUUUUGUUGUUCUCAAUUUUCGCACUCUUUCAUAUACAUCCCCUAGUUCGAAAAUCUCAGAUUCUAGCAGCCACAACAGCCGUUUCCAUAUCUUCCCUGAUCGAGUUCUGAGUGGUGGAGAAUGUUGGAGCCUGUGACGUUUGAGCAAGACGAGGAGCGCUCGCUCUUGUCUCAGCCCAACAUUGUUGACGGGUCUUGGCGGUUGAACUUCGACGGGUUACAGUUAUGCCCAGAGCAGAAGGAGAAAAAGCCUCCUCGUGGACUCCACGACUGCCUUGGGGUUUUAGACAUCAUGUGAAUCCCUCUCGAUUGUUUUGCUUGGUGGCUUCAGGUCCCGAAGACAGUGUGGCUGAAUACUAUCAGCAGCAGGUAGAAAUGCUCGAGGGAUUUAAUGAAAUGGAUGCCUUAGCAGAGUGUGGUUUUAUUCCUGGGAUGUCAAAAGAAGAGCGAGAAAAGUUGGCUAAAAGUGAAACAUUUGCCAUUAGAAUAUCAAAUGUUGCAAACAUGGUUCUCUUUGCAGCUAAAGUCUAUGCAUCUGUACAAAGUGGUUCCUUAGCCAUCAUUGCAUCCACUCUGGACUCACUUCUCGAUCUUCUAUCUGGUUUCAUCCUGUGGUUUACUGCAUUCUCCAUGCAAACACCAAACCCAUAUCAAUAUCCUAUUGGGAAGAAACGCAUGCAACCAUUGGGGAUCCUCGUAUUUGCCUCUGUCAUGGCAACUCUUGGACUGCAGAUUAUCUUGGAGUCGAUGCGCACACUUUUAUCUGAUGAGAAUGAGUUCAGCUUGACCAAGAAGCAAGAGCAAUGGCUUGUUGGCAUUAUGCUUUCUGUGACUUUGGUAAAAUUCGUUCUGGUCAUUUAUUGCCGUUCUUUCACUAAUGAGAUUGUCAAAGCUUAUGCUCAGGAUCACUUUUUUGAUGUUAUCACCAAUAUCAUUGGACUCAUUGCUGCUCUCCUUGCAAAUUAUAUUGAUGAUUGGCUGGACCCCGUUGGAGCGAUCAUUCUGGCUUUAUACACCAUCCGUACAUGGUCAAUGACUGUUUUGGAAAAUGUGAACUCCCUUGUGGGAAGAUCGGCUGCCCCGGAAUAUCUACAAAAACUAACGUACCUCUGCUGGAACCACCACAAGGCCAUAAGGCAUAUCGAUACGGUCCGGGCUUAUACCUUUGGGUCUCACUACUUUGUGGAGGUUGACAUAGUCUUGCCAGCAGGCAUGGCGUUGCAACAGGCUCAUGAUAUUGGCGAAUCCUUACAGGAGAAGCUCGAGAUCCUGCCUGAGAUUGAGCGUGCCUUUGUACAUCUGGAUUACGAGUACACACACAGACCUGAGCAUGCUCAGGCACACUCGUAGUAAAAAGACUUUAUAAUUCACGGGAUCUUGCUGCUAGCUGUAAAUGUAAGAUAUAAUUGCCAUGGAGGACAAUCUGUAACUGCAAGAAUGAUGCAGGAAAGCCGGUGAUGGCUGCUACUGAGUACUGAUGGAAAUCCUUACUCAUUAUAGGAAAAGGUAAGGUAGCCAGGGAACCAACUUACUGGGCAUUUGCUUGGCGCCAGUGCAACUUGAACUGGACCACAGCAUUCUAUACAUAUUGGCGACAUUCUAUGAUUCAGUGUGGUGGCUGAAAGACUAGCCUGAAUUCUAAUUAAAGCAAGAAAGUUGUUCUUAAAGCAUUCUCAUAAGAAUAGCCAAAGUCAAACCUUUGUUUUAGCUAAUAUGAGACUAAUUUGACUUUGCCUAUUCCAUUCA
Molecule: messenger RNA, 2089 nt
Organism: Carya illinoinensis
Lineage: Eukaryota; Viridiplantae; Streptophyta; Magnoliopsida; Fagales; Juglandaceae
Product: metal tolerance protein 11
Exons: 6
Coding region: 569-1693 (374 amino acids)
Biological process (GO): transmembrane transport; monoatomic cation transport
Cellular component (GO): membrane
Molecular function (GO): manganese:proton antiporter activity
Source: RefSeq, a predicted model, not a curated record